Messenger RNA from Amaranthus tricolor (Joseph's coat), 1361 nucleotides. RefSeq lists its product as uncharacterized. The transcript is spliced from 11 exons. NCBI's taxonomy places the organism in Eukaryota, Viridiplantae, Streptophyta, Magnoliopsida, Caryophyllales, Amaranthaceae. Bases 133 to 1086 code for a protein of 317 amino acids. The record is from RefSeq and is a predicted model, not a curated record.
UAUUCACGGUAAUUUUUUUCAAAAAAAAUCCAAUUAAAUAAUCUAAUUUCUACAACCAUUUGCGAUCUCAUCGCCGCGAACCUUCUUCACGACCAUAAAGAUUAUGCGACGGAAGCUAAACUGAGGUUGAAAAUGGCGAUGCAAACUGGAGUUGCUUCUUCCAAAGUUUUGAUUUUGCUGGGUGCAGGUUUAACUGGUUCAGUAAUUUUGAAGAGCGGACGGUUAUCAGAUGUCCUCCUCCAACUUCAGGAACUUUUACAAGGCAUCAAUGGAACAAACAUUUCUUCAUCUAAAAUUGAUCCAGCACUUCUUUCAGCACAGAUUCGGCAAUUGGCUCUGGAGAUUCGGGAGCUGUCCUUAUCGAAUCCUAUAACUAUAAUGAAUGGGAGAUCUGAUUCCAACGGUUAUGGUUCUUAUUUGGUGCCGGCUGCUGCUCUUGGAGCGAUGGGAUACUGUUAUAUGUGGUGGAAGGGAUUGUCAUUUUCGGAUGUCAUGUUUGUGACAAAGAAAAACAUGGCAAAUGCUGUUGCUAGUGUUUCUAAGCAACUGGAUAGCUUGACAGAUGCGUUAGCAACAACAAAAAGGCAUUUGUCAAAAAGGCUAGAGACGUUGGACUGGAAGCUGGAAGAGCAGAAAGACAUAUCUGGGCGAAUCCUCAAUGAUGUUACUGAUGUUAAGUCUACCAUUUCCCAAAUUGGUUUUGACAUCGAGUCAAUUCAUGAGAUGGUACUUGGACUGGAAGGGAAGCUCGAACUUCUUGAAGGUAAACAGGACUUGACAAACUCGGGUGUUUACUAUCUAUGCCAAGUAGCCGAUGGAAUGAAGGAGGGACUAAAUGCUAGACUUUUACAGGAUGCUGGAUCAAAGCUCGAGCCUCCUAAAGUUACAUGCGAGGACAACUCUCGAAAGGGGUUGCAAUUUCUAACGGAUUCAACUGAACCAAAGGUUUUGGAGAAACCGAUCUCAGGCUUCAAGGCAGAAGAUCUUGACGGAAUUGCCGAGAAAACCGCCGGAGUGAAGACAAGAUUACACCGGUUUACUCCGGUUGGAUUCUCUUUGGCACAUGACAUUCUUCGAUCUGAUUAGUGAUUUAUAUCCAUUUGUUAAUUGAUGUGAAUAAAAUAGUUUUGUUUUGGUAGAUGCUUCUCACCCAACCCAUAUCGUUGGGCAUAAGGCUUUGGCGUUAUUGUAAUGCUUCUCAAAGCUAGUUCCUUGUCGGAGAUUCAUCUAUUUUUAUUCUCCCUAUUGUUAUUAUCGGUAUAUACGUGAAUAACAGGGCACGACAUCACCCGAGCUUUAUUUUAGAAAUUGUUUUGACCAAACCCGAGUAAUUUUCAUUUUAAAAUGUCAUUUUUUUUACA